AUGGAAGACAGCGUGGAAAGUAGUCUUAAUGCUGCCGUUGAUAACGAGGGCUUCCUUCUCAGCGCGGGGGCUUCUGAGCCCCUCCACGAUGAAAUUGUGCACAAUAUGAAAGUCUCGCUUUGUUGGGAUCAAAAUGUUGUUAAAUUAUCAAUUGAUUAUUUCUCGUUUAACAAUGUUACAUUUGUCAGUUAUCUGUCUUGUGGCCGGAGUUAUGAUAAAAUGGUUUUAACAAGCGAAUUUAUAAAACAUGGCGUAAGGGUGUCCGCUAAAGAAAUUGAUAAAAAUUCCGAUAUUGAAGUUGAGAAACUACUCCAACGCUGGAACACGAACCUUGGAGUUCUUUUAAAUGGAGAUUGUAAUAACACUGCGGAUAUUCUGGAAACGGCAUCAAGUCUCAAGCUAUUCGACUCUACGCAUGUGUGGCUCGUAUACUCAUUGAAAGCGAGUUCUAUGGAGUACAUCGAUCAAAAAUUUCAAGAUUUGGAGCUUAGUAUAGAUGCAGACGUUGUUCUAGCUACUAAUAAUGGGUCUUGUUACGAGCUGACGGACGCUUAUAAUUACGGGAAAAUUCAAGGAAAUCCUUUAGAGAAACGAUUUUUGGGAACAUGGAAUUCCAACGAAGGUUUAAAUAUAGUCAUUAAAGGCUACAAAUAUUAUCAUAGAUGGAAUUUUAACAAUUUAACAUUCAGAGCUAUUUCAGUGCUCUUAGAAAAACCGAUGAAGUUUUACCCGGAAAUACUGUCCGAGUCGCAGUACACGCCCGGAGUGGCUGCCAUUACUAAAGUAGCUUCCCAGCUGUUGAACAUACUCAAGGAACAGCAUAAUUUUAGAUUUAAUUAUACUAUCGCAUCGCGGUGGAUCGGCUCCCCAGAACCGAACUCGACUUUGGCGGUGUCCAACUCGCUGUUUUGGAAGGAGCAGGACAUAUCGAGCACCAGCGCGAGGAUUUUUCCACACUGGCUGAGCUGGGUGGACAUUUACUUCCCUCCAGUCACGCAUCUUGAAACAAAAUUCUACUACCUAAUCCCGGACAAAGGCGUAGGUGACUAUGAGAACAGGUUCCUGACCCCCAUGUCCGACGGGGUGUGGUGGUGCUCCUUCGGGACUGGUGUGGUGUGUGCUGUGGUGCUGGGUGCUGCUGCGCUUCUGGAGAAAAGAAAAGAUCCUGGAUCUUAUGCGUUCUUCAGCGUAUUUGCUACUACUUGUCAACAAGAUUACGAAGAUGGAAUUCCAUUAUCAGCAGAUGCUCUUUCCAGUCAAGGACGCCGCUGUACUCUUCUAGUAAUCGGCUUGACCAGCAUGCUUCUAUACAACUACUACACAAGCAGUGUGGUGUCCUGGCUGCUGAACGCCGCGGCUCCCUCAAUCGCAAACUUGGACGCCCUUAUUAAUAGCGAUUUGGAACUCAUCUUCGAAGACAUCGGAUACACGAAGGGAUGGCUUGAUAACCCUGGCUUCUUCUACUACAGUGGUUUUAAGAACAUUAAAGAAGAUGAACUAAGGGACAAGAAGGUAAUAGAAGCGAAGCGAAAGUUGGAUCCUUUGCAACCAGUAGAAGCUGGGAUUGCCCUUGUGCGCACGGGAAAGUUUGCGUACCACACGGAGCCGUUCACCGCAAGCCAGGUGAUCUCGCGCACCUUCACGGAGCAGGAGCUGUGCGAGCUGGGCGCCCUCCCGAUGAUGUUGCCGGCGCCCGUCUACAUAUAUGGACAGAAGAACAGCCCUUACAGAGAGUUCUUUGUUUGGAGUCUAAUGCGUCUGCAAGAGCGAGGCCACAUAAAGGCGAGUAACGCGCGUUUCGCCGGGACCAUCCCGCCGUGCUCGGGCGCCAUGCCGCGCGCGCUCGCGCUGGGCCAGGCCGCGCCCGCCUUCGUGCUGCUCGUCGAGGCUGCGUUACUAUCGUCUGUUAUGUUGCUUGUUGAGCGUAUUUGGUAUAGACGUCAUCGCGUUAAGAAAGCGCGGGUAAUUCCGCCCGCGACAUUUGACUGA
Messenger RNA from Manduca sexta (tobacco hornworm), 1989 nucleotides. Its product is annotated as ionotropic receptor 75a-like. Bases 1 to 1989 code for a protein of 662 amino acids. The transcript is spliced from 16 exons. The record is from RefSeq and is a predicted model, not a curated record. NCBI's taxonomy places the organism in Eukaryota, Metazoa, Arthropoda, Insecta, Lepidoptera, Sphingidae.